AUAACACAAUUUUGGUUUCUAUUUAUUUAAAAAACCAAUUGCUUGUGACAUGGAUUUCAGUUUAAACACAUAACAUUCGAAGUCAAACUUUAGAGUCAAGUCUUCAGCCACAUACCAAAAUGCAUUCAAAUAAAAAAUGCAACACCGCCAUGACAAUCAGAGCUCACCAAUGGAAAUUUUAAUCAUUCUCCUCUUCUCCUUCUCUUUCACUUCUGUCUUCACAACAUCAAAAGCCAUUGACACAAUAUCUGCAACUCAGUCUAUUAGAGAUGGUGGUCAGACCGUAGUUUCAGCUGAUGGCUCCUUUGAAUUGGGAUUUUUCAGCAUCAAAUCUAAUAGAUAUUUGGGUGUAUGGUUCAAAAAGAUUUCUCAGGGAACUGUUGUCUGGGUUGCCAACAGAGAAAUUCCGCUUUCGAAUUCAUCUGGAUUACUUCAAUUUGAUGACAGAGGAGGUCUUAUUCUUCUGAAUCAGGAAAACUUGAGCAUAUGGUCUGCUAAUUCUUCAAGAGCUGUGCAUAACCCUGUCGCACAGCUUCUGGAUUCCGGAAAUUUCGUUAUUAGAGACGAAAUGGACGUCGACCCAGAAAAUUACUUGUGGCAAAGUUUUCAUCAUCCUGACAGAACAUUUAUGCCUGGAAUGAAAAUCGGAAGACUGGCCGGAGGCGUUGUAGUUCAUGCAACUUCAUGGAAGAGCAUAGAUGAUCCUUCUGAAGGUGAAUUCAUUUAUCAGCUUGAUUCCUCUGGUUUACAGAUGAUUAUUGCGAGUAAAUCAGUUAUCACAGGUCGAUCAGGACCAUGGAAUGGUAUCGGUCAAAGCGGAUUGCCUUUCUUAAAACCAAAUACGAUCUUUAAUUAUUCGUUUGUUAUGAGCGAAAACGAGACUUAUUAUACUUUUGAGCUGGUUAACAAAUCAGUAUUUACGCGCGUUGUCUUGAAUGAAAAUGGUGUCUUAAACCGGUAUGCAUGGAUAGACCGAACGCAGCAGUGGCAGCGUAUCUCAUCUGCACCAGCAGAUAAUUGUGAUAGUUACGACAUAUGCGGUGCUGAUGGCAGUUGUGAUAUCACCAAUACACCUCUAUGUUCAUGUCUGAAUAGAUUUGUGCCAAAAUUAGAAAAUAAUUGGAAUGCAGCAGACUGGUCCGACGGAUGCAUUCGACGGAAACCAUUAAAUUGCACGAGAGGAGAUGUGUUCAUAAAAUAUUCAAACCUAAAAUUACCUGAUAUGCUAAAUUAUUCAACCAAUUCAAAUUUGACCAUGGAGGAGUGUGAUGUAUUCUGCUUGAAAGAUUGUUCCUGUGUGGCCUACGCCAGUUCAAAUAUCGUAACCAGAAGAGGAUGCUACUUUUGGUUCGGAGACCUCAUUGAUAUCAAACAAUUUAACGAAGAUGGCGGACAAGAUCUUUUCAUUAGGAUGGCGUUUUCAGAAUUAGAUGAGAGCUCGAGUUCGAAAAAACGUAGGGUGCUCGUAGCGACCUUAGUAUCAUCAGCAGGAUGUUUUCUACUUAUCUUGUGUAUAUGCUUGUUCAUAAAGAAUAAAAGGAGAAACCAGAAGAAAAAUGCACAAAGUAAGUGGGAAAACAAUGCAGACGAAAGCUACUCUAUUGACAACCAUGACGAGGAUCUAGAGCUACCUCAUUUUGACUUCAUUGUAGUGGCUCGAGCUACCAAUAACUUCUCAUUCAAUGGUAUGCUUGGAGAGGGCGGAUUCGGACCUGUCUACAAGGGCAUCCUAAGAGAUGGACAAGAAGUUGCUGUGAAGAGGCUGUCCAAGGAAUCUAGACAAGGGCUUCAUGAAUUCAUGAAUGAACUUAAAUGCAUUGCUAAACUUCAGCAUCGGAACCUAGUCAAGCUACUUGGAUACUGCAUUUAUCAAGAUGAAAGAAUGUUGAUCUAUGAAUACAUGCCUAAUAAAAGCCUCGACUGCUAUAUAUUUGAUGAUAACCAAAGCAAGCUUCUAGACUGGAAUGUGAGGUUCCGUAUCAUCGUCGGGAUAUCAAGAGGACUUCUCUAUCUCCAUCAAGACUCUAGACUGAGAAUUAUUCAUAGAGAUCUCAAAUUAAGUAAUAUCCUACUAGAUAAAGAGUUGAACCCAAAAAUCUCAGAUUUUGGCAUGGCUAGAAUUUUUGGGGGUAAUGAAACUGCUGCAAACACAAAACGAGUAGUCGGAACAUACGGUUAUAUGUCACCAGAGUAUGCUAUUGAUGGCCUAUUCUCAAUGAAAUCUGAUGUAUUUAGCUAUGGUGUUCUGGUGUUGGAGAUAAUCAGUGGACAGAGAAACAGAGGAUUUACUCAUCCAGACCACGAACUUAACCUUGUUGGACACGCAUGGAAGCUGUUCAAAGAAGGAAGAUAUCUAGAGCUUAUCGACGCUUCGGCGACGGAAACUUGCAAUCUGUCAGAAGUAGUAAGAGCAAUGCAUGUUGGACUAUUAUGUGUACAGCAUAAUCCUGAAGACAGACCAAACAUGUCAUUAGUGGUUCUAAUGUUGAGCAGUGAAGGUCCAUUGCCUGAACCUAAAGAACCAGGCUUUUUCACGGAUAGGAAAUUAUUUGAAGGGGAAUCACCCUCCACCAAACAAAAUUUAAAUUCUGUAAAUGAACUCACAAUUACUUUAAUCGAUGCUCGACUGCAACACCGCCAUGACAAUCAUAAUUCAUCAAUGGAAAUCUUAAACAUUCUCCUCUUCUGCCUCUCUUUAACUUCUAUCUUCACAACAGCCCAAGCCAUUGACACAAUCUCUGCAACUCAGUCUAUUAGUGAUGGUGGUGAGACUAUAAUUUCAGCUGGUGGCUCCUUUGAAUUAGGAUUUUUCAGCAUCAAUUCUAAUAGAUAUUUGGGUGUAUGGUUCAAAAAGAUUUCUGAGGGAACUGUUGUCUGGGUUGCCAAUAGAGAAAUUUCGCUUACGAAUUCAUCAGGAUUACUGCAUUUUGAUAACAGAGGAAGUCUUAUUCUUCUGAAUCAAGAAAACUUGACCGUAUGGUCUGCUAAUACAUCAAGACCUGUGCAGAAUCCUAUUGCACAGCUUCUGGACUCAGGAAAUUUCGUUAUUAGAGACGAAAACGACGUCGACCCGGAAAAUUACUUGUGGCAAAGUUUUCAUCAUCCUGACAAAACAGUUAUGCCCGGAAUGAAAAUCGGAAGACUCGCUGGAGGAGUUGAAGUUCAUGCAACUUCAUGGAAGAGCAUAGAUGAUCCUUCUAAAGGCGAGUAUUCAUUUCAUCCGGAUUCCUCUGGUUUACAGAUGGUUAUUGCAAAGGAUUCAGUAAUCAUAUUUAGAUCGGGACCAUGGAAUGGCAUUAGCCAAAGUGGUUUGCCUUUCUUGAAACCAAAUCCAGUUUAUUACUACACAAUGGUUAUCAGUGAAAAUGAGAGCUAUUAUACUUUUGACCUUGUUAACAAAUCCGUUUUUUCAAGACUUGUUUUGAAUGAGAAUGGUGUCAAUAAUCGGUAUGUGUGGAUAGAUCGGACCCAGCUAUGGCAUGAGAUCUCCUAUGCACCAAGAGUUAGAUGUGACACUUAUGAUCUAUGUGGUGCUCAGGCAAGCUGUGACAUCAACAAUACAACAGAUUUGUCCCUAUCUAAAGAUGUUCUAUGUUCAUGUUUGAAUAGAUUCGUGCCGAAUUUAGAAAGUAACCGGAAUGCAACAGAUUGGUCCAGCGGGUGUGUUCGACGGACGCCAUUAGAUUGCCAGAGAGGAGAUGGGUUCAUAAAGUAUUCAAAUCUUAAAUUGCCUGAUAUGCUAAAUUAUUCAACCAAUUCAAGCUUGACCAUAAAGGAAUGUGACAUGUUGUGCUUGAAAAAUUGUUCCUGUAUGGCCUACGCCAGUUCGAAUAUCGUAACCGGAAGAGGAUGCUACUUUUGGUUCGGAGACCUUAUUGAUAUCAAACAAUAUAAUGAAGAUGGUGGGCAAGAUCUCUUCAUUAGGGUGGCUUUUUCUGAAUUAGAUGAGAUCGCGGGAUUCAAAAAACGUUGGGUGCUCAUGGCAACCCUACUAACAUCAGCAGGAUGUUUUCUGCUUAUCUUGUGUGUAUGCUUGUUCAUAAGAAAUAAAAGGAGAAAGCAGAAUAAAAAUGCACAAAGUAAGUGGGAAAACUACUCUAUUGACAACCAUGAGGAGGAUCUAGAGCUACCUCAUUUUGAUUUUAUCGUAGUGGCUCGAGCUACCAAUAAUUUCUCAUUCGAUGGUAUGCUUGGCAAGGGCGGCUUCGGACCUGUCUACAAGGGCAUACUAAGGGAUGGACAAGAAGUUGCUGUGAAGAGGCUGUCCAAGGAAUCUAGACAAGGGCUUCAUGAAUUCAUGAAUGAACUUAAAUGCAUUGCUAAGCUUCAGCAUCGGAACCUAGUCAAACUACUCGGAUAUUGCAUUUAUCUAGAUGAAAGAAUGUUGAUCUAUGAAUACAUGCCUAAUAAAAGCCUCGACUACUAUAUAUUUGAUGAUAACCAAGGCAAGCAUCUAGACUGGAAUGUGAGGUUCCAUAUUAUCAUGGGUAUAUCGAGAGGACUUCUCUAUCUUCAUCAAGACUCUAGGCUGAGAAUUAUUCAUAGAGACCUCAAAUUAAGUAAUAUCCUACUCGACAAAGAGAUGAAUCCGAAAAUCUCGGAUUUUGGCAUGGCUAGAAUUUUCGGGGGUAAUGAAACCGCUGCAAACACAACACGAGUAGUCGGAACAUAUGGGUAUAUGUCACCAGAGUAUGCAAUCGACGGAUUAUUCUCAAUAAAGUCUGAUGUAUUUAGCUUUGGUGCUCUGGUGUUGGAGAUAAUUAGUGGACAGAGAAACAGAGGAUUUACUCACCCAGACCAUCAACUUAACCUUCUCGGACACGCAUGGAAGCUGUUCAAAGAAGGAAGAUAUUUAGAGCUUAUCGACGAUUCAACAAUGGAAACUUGCAGCCUAUCAGAAGUAUUAAGAACAAUGCAUGUUGGUCUAUUAUGUGUACAACAUAAUCCAGAAGACAGACCAAACAUGUCCUCAGUGGUUCUAAUGUUGAGCAGUGAAGGUCCGUUGCCCGAACCUAAAGAACCCGGAUUUUUCACGGAGAGGAAAUUGUUUGAAGGAGAAUCAGCCUCCAGCAAACAAAAUUUAAAUUCUGUGAAUGAACUCACACUUGCAUUGAUUGAUGCUCGAUGAUAGUUGCCUAUGGGAGGUGCGAAGUAAGUGUGUGUAAAAUGAAAAUAUCUUUGUAUAAAUUUAAGAUUAGAAUCAACCAUUUUUGUAAAAAUCUGCAACAGUUAUGCUAAAUGUUGGAUCUUAUAGAGUAUUACUGUAAUUUUCUA
This is a messenger RNA of Mercurialis annua (annual mercury), 5274 nucleotides long. RefSeq lists its product as uncharacterized. Bases 137 to 5128 code for a protein of 1663 amino acids. The transcript is spliced from 12 exons. Lineage: Eukaryota; Viridiplantae; Streptophyta; Magnoliopsida; Malpighiales; Euphorbiaceae. The record is from RefSeq and is a predicted model, not a curated record. Gene Ontology annotation, biological process: recognition of pollen; protein phosphorylation. Gene Ontology annotation, molecular function: protein serine/threonine kinase activity; ATP binding.